Molecule: messenger RNA, 2349 nt
Organism: Chrysemys picta bellii (western painted turtle)
Lineage: Eukaryota; Metazoa; Chordata; Testudines; Emydidae
Gene: FAM133B
Product: family with sequence similarity 133 member B
Source: RefSeq, a predicted model, not a curated record
CCCCAUCCCACUCCCCGUAUCCCCGGGCGUGGGACUGUGCAGGGGCACCCCCCUCUCCCCCCGGGCGCCUCCGUAGGUCUGCACAAGGGUUAGACCAGGAGGGGCUCGUGUUGCUGAACGGUCUAAAGCAUAUUUAUAAAAUUACUGUCCGGGGAUCCCAAGCUGGGGGGCAGCCCCCAAUAUCAGCACAAUAUCAGUGUCGUCAUAUAUCACAAUGGCAGUUCCUGUCAGCAUGAAAGCCUUGACUCUCUCUGUAAACUGGAACCUAUGAUGAUGGUGUUAAUUGCAAUAUAAUUGUCCUGCUAAAAACGUCUAUCAGCAGUAUGGGAUUCUUGGGCUUAUAUGAAUCCUAUAGCCAUGGCCAGAUCACGAGGUCCUUCCCAAUCUGCAGGGCCAACAAUACAGGACUACCUGAAUAGACCAAGGCCUACAUGGGAAGAAGUGAAAGAACAACUAGAAAAGAAAAAGAAAGGAUCGAGGGCAUUGGCUGAGUUUGAAGAAAAGAUGAAUGAGAAUUGGAAGAAAGAACUAGAAAAACACAGGGAGAAAUUAUUAGGUGGAAAUGAGAGUUCCUCCAAAAAGAAAGAGAAAAAGAAGAAGGAAAAGAAGAAAUCAAAUAGGUUGUCUUCAUCUUCCUCUUCUUCAUCAAGCUCUGAUUCUUCCAGCAGUUCAUCUGAUUCUGAUGAUGAGGAUAAGAAACAAGGGAAAAAACGGAGAAAGAAGAGGUAUCGCUCCUUGCGGAAAUCUUCUGAAAGCUCUACUUCUGAUUCUGAAUCAGAUAGCAAGGACUGCACAAAAAAGAAAAAAUCAAAGGAAGAACAUGAAAGAGAAAAGGACAACAAAAGUCUUAGUAGGAAAAGGAAGAAAAUUGAUCGUGGGAAUGGACCUUUAUCAUCUGAGUCCUUAUCAGACUCAGAUCCUACAGAGGAGAAGAGGCUUCCACUGUCAAAAGCUGAGUUAGCAUUUCAGCAAACUAUGAUUCCAGAUACUCAGACAGUGACUUCCUCCAGUUCAGUGGUACAAGUGAAAAAGAAAAAAAACAGUGAAGAAAGAGAGAAAGUAACAGAUAAAACAAAAAAGAGAAAGAAGCACAAGAAACAUGGUAAAAAGAAGAAAAAGAAGACGGCUGGUUCAAGUUCAGAUUCAGAAUAACACUUAAAAAUCAAGCCUGUCCCUUCAACAAAAGUGCAAUGACUAAAGGAAACUUCAACUGUGAAAAUUAUCGCAAACUUUACCACACUGCAUGAGUUUUCCAGUGUUUUAGAAAUAUUACUAGACUUUCAAUAGCCAGCCAGGUGCUAAUGUGCCCGAAAAGUCCAUUGUUGUUGCCUGCUGCUUAAUACCUGGGGUACAUUUUUUUUUUUAAUUACAGUAGCCAGUGUUAGUUUAAAAUCAUAAGAGAGGGUGGUCCAGCUAAUAUGUAAAAUAUUAGGAAAUAGAGUGCAACCUUUUAGAUACUAAAAAUAGUGUUUUAACAAGUUAGUAAUAUAGUUCAAUUUUUAAAUCUGCAGAAAUAAAAUCAAAAAUUCAUCUUGAAGAGGAAUAUAACACAAGACUAUUGAUACUUGCUGACUACUAAUGCCAUUUGUGAAAUGGGAAUAGAAUAGUAACAGUUUUAAAGGUUACUUUUGUAGAAGUAUUUAUGAUUUUGCCCUUUAUUUUCUUUUGGGAGUGUUACCAUUUUGCUAGCUGAAUUAGGGUGCCUUUGAUCCUUGCAAAAUCUAACUAUUUUUAACAGUACAACAGCUAUAUUUCCUAGGGAGAUCAGAACUGGUAUCAGCAGGUUUUCCUGAAUAAACAAUUCUGGGCCUCUAGCAUGUACUUUUUCAUUAAGUAAGAGCGGUGACACACUGCAGCAUAACUUGACAUCCAAAAAUUAAAGACUUUACCUCCACUAACUGAAAUGAUGCUGAAUACUGUGCUAUUAAUAUGCAUUAUAUCAUUUAAAGUAAUUUUGAGUUUAAAUGAACAUUUUUGGCAAACACUGGUAGCUUUUUUCCUUUGCAUUGCCAUUGAGAUAUUUAGAAUUAUUUUGUAUGUUUUGUACCAUUUUUAAAUAACGUACAGGUUUUCAGUUGUAACUAGUGAUUUAUUUUUUUUAUGAAUUAUGUUCCAGGUGUGGAGUUUCAUGUAUGUAUUUACUUUAUUCUUAUAGUAAAUUCAUUUGCUGUGAUAAAAUGCACACUUGCUGAAAAUAUUUAGCAUGUAAAAAGCAGGGUUUUGAUAUCUAACAGCUUCAUAUUGAAGCUGAUUUUACUCUAAGCAAGUUCAGUGGCAGACCUGUUAUGCGGAUGUGUCUUGUUAUAUAAAACUACUGCCAGAAUCUCAGUAAAGAUACUCUAAAAAGUU